Molecule: messenger RNA, 3618 nt
Organism: Biomphalaria glabrata
Lineage: Eukaryota; Metazoa; Mollusca; Gastropoda; Planorbidae
Exons: 6
Coding region: 1-3618 (1205 amino acids)
Source: RefSeq, a predicted model, not a curated record
AUGAACAACUAUCUUUGGAUUGGAACUCUCUUGUGUAUUGUUUCCAUUGUAAGUAACCAGAAUGUCACAGUAACCUACGUAGAGAAUGGCGUCAGUCUAUACAGAGGAAGUGGGUUGUCAAGUGGUUGCUACCUGAACCUGGGCUGCUUUCCUUACUGGUGUCUUGGCAACAUCUCCCUCUGCCAGGCUGGCUUUAGCUUAACUUUCUGGAUCAAAGCCUACAGUGAUGUCAGCCCUGACCUUGACCCUCAGGUGCUUUUGACUUCGGGAGGUCACAGAACCAAUAAUGAAGGUUUCUAUAUUGUGCGGCGAUACUCAGACCAGUACACGGUUGGAGUGACACUUGGAGACAAACAUUGGAAGACCACUGUCCGGCUUGCUUCCGGAACACCAGCACUGCUGGCCAUCUCAUGGGCUAGGUCUGAAGGCCUGGCACUCUACGUGGACGGCCUAUACCAGAGUGAAACGAAGGAAGGAGAAAACAGAACUGGAGUUAUUGUCCCUGACGGCAGCAGUGCGUGUGUUGUCUUGGGCCAGAGUGAAUACUACGACCAACUCACUGGACCCUGUACUUUGGAAGUGAGUGACAUCAUCCUGACCAACUCCAAGGAUACAGUUUAUGGUUUUGAAUCAGACAUAAAUGUGACACAAAGAUUAUAUUUGGGAUGCGCCGCCUUUAACGUGAACAGUCCAGCCAUCCUCACAGAUUCAGACAGAGCUGACCCUGGCAGUUUCUGUCGCCUCAGAUGUUCUCAACUCUCACAGGUGUACGCCCUGGUCAGCAAUGGUUCCAAAUGUGGCUGCACCAACAGCGUGGGUGCCACCAAUACGACGCAGUGCGACGGUAAAUGGUCAGUCUAUCUCGUCAGUCACGUCAAAGUGAGCCACAACUACCAGCUGACUCUCGAGUGGACACCUCAAAGCAAGCGCAACUACACAAAGCCCUUCGAGGAUAUCGUGUUUAACACCAGCGUCAACUACAACGUGAAAGUCGUGUACAAGUUCACCUUUGACGACGGCAUCAUUAUUACCACAUCCACCCCGCCAGUCAGUCACAGCUGGAUGACCCUAGGACAACACACGCUGACUGUCUCCGCGCAGAUUGGUGUGGUCAAGCUCAACGCUAGCGUAGUGGUGAAUGUCCAGGAUGUUGACGAAGGGCAGCCUCCCGAUCUAAUCGGCCUGACAGUGACGCACGGACAAUCCUCUUUCAAUGCCCAGUGCAACCUUACAGUUAUAGACUAUCUCAUUAGCAACUGCGUUCUGAGUUACGGGAACGGUAAGACCUCACCUACAUUCUAUUUGCAGGAGAAUGGUUCCUUCACAUUUCCUUCUCACACGUACGACAUGGCCGGACUCUACAGUAUCAGCGCCAAUUGUAUCAACGCUUACGGUCACAAAUCUGCGAUGGUUUCUUUUGUGUCACGAGAUCUCAGAACCCUUCACGAAUACGUAACUCCACUCAGAAACUAUUCAACUCUCCUCUUUGGAGAUCAAAGUUUUUUCAACCGCUUGGAAGUGAGCAUAAAUAAUGAGAAAGUGAGCUUCUUUCUGGCAGAUGCUAAAACUCUUCAAGUGAAUGCCGGAGAUAUGCACGACGCUUCUGAUAAUUUGAUUGAUGUCGUAUCAGAGGGAGUGCUAUUGCACAGGCAUAUUGUUUACGUCAGAAGUGUACUUGAUAAGCCUGUACUGAUUGCGGACAAAACUGCUGGAGCUUGGAAUCUAACGGUCAAGUUGACAGUGUUACUGAAUUCUGCUGAUCAUGUUUGGCUUACCAUCGACUACGGCACGAAGUUGGCAGGGUCGGUAAAGACCUUCUACGUGCCGGAAAUAACCGGCAUGCUCCGAGUGGAUGACACGAUGUUUUACGGAAACCUUGGAGAAUAUGUCAUCACGGUGACCGCAUCUAAUGAGGUGAGCAGUUCAAGAAGUCAGAUGGACAUCUCUGUCCAGAUUCCAGUCUUCGACAUCUCUGUUAGGACGCGCAACAUCACGUCACCCCAGCAGAACGCGGCGUUUGAGCUACGAGUAAACUCUGGUCAAGUCAUCGCCGAGGACAUCUUCAUCAACAUCGGCAUUAAAUACGGCGACGGGGCUGCGGACCAGUUCAUCUUCAAAAUGUCCGACAGGAACUACCUGGGAUCCCUGGUGGCCAAUCACACAUACGCUACCUGGGGGAUAUACCGUGUCAAGGUGAGCGCCAUGAACAACAUUAGCCAGGACGAGGACCAGACUUUGAUCCAGGUUGGGGAGAACAUCACAUUUGUGGACAUCACGGCAACCAGCGACCGAGUAACCGUGGGAGGAAAUCUAGAGGUGAGUGUGGUCUGCCCCACUGGGUCGAACGUGCAAUACAGGCUGGACUUCGGCGACGGCUCUGUGUUUACAUUCGGAGAGCUCAACACUUCCUACCAAGUUGUCAACAGCAGUAACGUGGUUACAAUAUCAGAAACAUCUGCGGUCGUGUCGCACGUGUAUUCGCGCGCAGGGUCGUACAAAGUCAAGGUCACUGUCAGCAAUGAGUUCGGCUUCAUGAGCGCUGACCUUUGCCCCGCGAUUGUCGUUUCUGAUAACACGAUGCAAACGUGUUCGACCCCGACAAUGACCUUUAGAAACAUUCAGACAUCUGCGGACAAGCCGCUUGUCAGGAAGCGAUCAGUGACCACUCUUAUACCCGUGGACGUAGUUUUUACCUGCAGUGGCAACAUUAAACCAAAUGUGACUUUUUCUUGGAAGGGCGUUGUCAUAGAGAACAUAGGCGUCGGCAAAGUGGUUGAGAGGUCCCUUUACACUUUCUGCAGCAGCAAACUUCUGGACAAUACACUUAAAAUUGACCCCCUAGCCUUGCAGUUUGGCCUAUACAAACUCACGGCCACGGUAUCACCCAUGGGCAAUGAUCUAAGCUACGCCUCUGACUCGGUGUAUAUCAAUAUUGUCCAAUCUGAGCCUGUCCCAAGCAUAGCGGGGGAUCCUGUCCAAACUAUCAUGCUGUAUGCCACUGCCAUCUUUGAUAUUUCCGGAAGCUAUGACCCAGAUCUUGAGACGGACACCCGAAGAGACUUGAGCUUCCAUCUUUUCUUCAUGUCAGAGUCUUUGCUGAAGGUAAACCAGAAGUUAUCUUUGAACUCAUUGGUUGCCCAGGCAGAACUUCUAGCCAAUAGAACCUUGUUUCGAAGCACUACAGCCAAUCGAUUCAGCCUCUACCAAAUCGGCUCAUGUUUCAACUCCACAUCGAGGCUCAACGACGACCUCUCCACCUUUCUCGGGAAAAUCACUUUUGCAGCCAACAACUUUGCUUCUAACCAGUUCUCAAUGGCGGUCAUGUUGUGGGUGGAGCGAAAUGGCCUCUCCGCCAUGACCUAUCAGAUAAUAGAAAUCCGCUCCAGCAAUGCAAGUUUGGAUGACCUUGGAUCUCUGUUGGAUCUGGCCAAGACUGCUGAUCCUGACACAGCCAUUCGGCUGCUAGGAGGGGCUGCUAGUGCUAUACUUAACCAGGACACAUCGUCUGCUGAAGCACAACAGAAACUUGCUGAGGUAAGUGGACCCAGUCAAUUGUUUCACGUUUAUAUCAGCUCACUCACUCUCUUUGGAAAUGAUAAGACGUCUGACGUCACUUAG